AUGGACAGAAAAGAAGAAAAAAGGAUGGAGAAGCGUCCUGAAGCAGCAGCAGGCUAUGCUGUCUUACACGACGACCACCUGCAGCAACCAAUUGCUUGGCGCCGAGACUUCCGUCACAGGAGAGGUGGAAAUGGCUUUCGCCGGUCGAGAGCGCUGCGUGCCUUGGUCAUUGGGUUUCUGACAUUCAUUGUGUAUGCCCAAUGGAGGCAGAUCCAACCCGUUGACGAACAUGCAUCUUCUUCCUCGUCUAUCAAGGCGCCGAAAUUGAACAUCACCCGGCUUCGCAGCAACGCAAACACAUGCGCCAAGCUCCGCCAGAAGCCUAUUGACCCUCCUGGUCCAGGUAGGGAGAAGAAUGCACGCUAUAUCGAAGGCGGUAGGCCGACUCUCAUCAAGAAUGCUACUGUCUGGACCGGCGAGCCGACUGAGGGCACACCGCCUGACGAUGCCCGGCGCGGCGUGGGCUUUGAGUGGAUCAGGGAUGUCGACGUUCUCCUUAGGAAUGGGUUGAUCGUUGAGGUUGGACCGUCCGGAAGCAUCAAGUUUACCCAAGACACUAUCACAUACGAUGCCCGUGGCCGACCGCUGACGGCAGGCAUUAUCGACAUGCACAGCCAUGCGGGCAUUGACCCUCUCCCGGGUCUCCGUGGAAACGACGACACCAACGAGAUGUCAUCCGAUAUUACGCCCUAUGUUCGCUCCAUCGACGGCAUCAAACCUCUUGACCCCCAGAUCCGCGUCAUCAAGUCCGGCGGCGUUACCACCUCGCUUGUCCUCCCAGGCUCGGCCAACAACAUAGGCGGCGAGGCGUACGUCAUCAAACACGCCGUCGGCCGGCAGGACGGCCGUCAAGAGAUCAGUGCUGUGGAUAUGCUCGCCGACCCUGACCGCAACUGGCGCUACAUGAAGAUGGCAUGCGGUGAAAAUGCCAAGAGAGUUUACGGUAAGGCCGGAGAGAGGGGACCGACGAGCAGACUGGGUGAGUCUUGGGAGUUUAGGCAUGCAUUUGAGCAGGCUGCCGAGCUGGUGCGGGCGCAGGAUGACUGGUGUGAUGCUGCGGAUGCCCUUGGAGUAGAAAACAUGCAGACAUACCUGCCACAGGAGCUGCGUUGGGAGUCUCUUAGUGCGGCCCUGCGGGGACAAGUGCACGUCAACACUCACUGCUACACGAUCCCAGACCUGGAGGCCAUGGUUGACCACACCAACGAGUUCAAAUUCCCGAUCAGGGCAUUUCACCAUGCUCACCAGACUUUUCUUGUUCCAGAGAUUCUAAAAAGAGUUUACGGCGGAGUCUACCCGGCAUCUGCGCUUUUUGCCGAUAACAUGUGGUACAAGGACGAGGCCAAUACCGCUUCCGAGUUUGCAGGCAAGAUCCUCUUCGAUGCUGGUCUUGAUUCCGUAUACGUCAGCGACAACCCCGUGAUCAACGCUCAACAUGUCGUUUUCGAGGCCGCCAAGGCUUAUGGAUAUGGCCUGCCUUAUCAUGCUGCGCUUGCGUCCGUCACGUCGACGCCGGCGAAAUAUCUAGGACUGGGCAACAGGCUGGGCAAGAUCAAGGCCGGCUUCGAUGCUGAUGUCGUAGUAUGGGACAGCGAUCCGCUCAGUGUGGGUGCCGCACCGGCACAGGUCUGGAUCGAUGGGACGGCGCAGUUUGAGGAUCCCGUAGAACUGGACAAGCCUUUCAAUGAGCUGAUCAAGCCAGAUUUGAACCUGGCCCAUGUCACUGAGAAAGACCUUGAGAUCCAAAAUGUCGUCUUCACGGGAAUAACCAAUCUCCUUCUCUCCAGCAUCGACGGCGGGACCCAUACCGGUGAGAUCAACAUGGCAGUCAUAAAUGGCAAGGUGGCCUGUGUCGGCUCGUGCGCUGCGCAUCUUUCGUCUCCUGGCGUCAAGACUAUCAAACUGCGGAACGGCCAUGUCACAGAUCCUUUCAUUGCAGUUGGAUCUUCGAUUGGUCUCAACGCCAUCGAUGCCGAGUCUUCCACAGACAACGGCAGAAACCCGGCCGGCACCUUCACGCGUGCUGUAGACGGCCUGGCGCUGGAUAACCAGAAGGUCCACGCUGCAAACAAGUACGGAGUCACACGCGCAGUUUCCGCUCCCAAGCUCUCUGGCCAGUUCACGCAUCAUGGAGUCAGUGUUGGUUUCAGAACUGGCGCCAAACACUCUUUAGAGAAAGGGGCUGUCUGGUCAGACGAUGUUGCAGUGCAUUACACGCUCUCCGAGGACGGAAAAUCCGACAAGACACCUUCCAUCUCGAGUGCGGUGGGCUCGCUCCGGUCAGCGCUACUAGACGGCGUUGAUGCAGUUGGUGACAAAGGGGACAAGGGUACCCCCAGCAGUGACACGUUCACCGAAAAGGCUUACCUCAAAAAGGUUGUGACGGGCGAAAUUCCCCUUAUAUUGACCGUACACAGCGCCGAUACCAUCGCUGCAAUUCUCCGGGUAAAAAAGGAGGUGGAAAAGACCACAGUGAAAUCUCUCGAAAAGUCCUCCGUCGAGAAGGGAAAGUCGAAAAUCAGGCUGAUAAUACUUGGCGGCGCCGAGUCGCAUCUCGUAGCUUCCGAGCUCGCCGAAGCCAAGAUUGCAGGUGUCAUCCUUGCCCCGUUGCAGAGCUACUGUACCGUGUGGGAGCAGCGUCGCUGUCUCACCGGCGCCCCGCUCACGAACGGCACGGCUGUCGACAUCCUACACGCUGCCGGAGUGCCCGUGGGAAUCGGCUUGGAAGAGGACUGGUUGGUACGGGACCUGGGGUUGCUUGCUGGGAUUGCGGGACGGAACAGCGGUGGUAAGAUUGGGCGAAAGGAGGCUUUGGGGUUUAUCGGUGCGGGGAUAGAAAGGAUGUUGGGUGUGAAGAGACUGGAGAACCAGGGCGGGUUCGUGGUAUGGGAAGGGGAUCCUUUGGAGGUGGGUGCGCGGGUGAAGGGUGUGAGCGAUGGAUUUGGCUCGGUUACUGUAUUUGAGUAG
This is a messenger RNA of Pyricularia grisea, 2967 nucleotides long. RefSeq lists its product as uncharacterized. Gene Ontology annotation, molecular function: N-acetylglucosamine-6-phosphate deacetylase activity. The coding region runs from base 1 to 2967 and encodes 988 amino acids. The record is from RefSeq and is a predicted model, not a curated record. Gene Ontology annotation, biological process: N-acetylglucosamine catabolic process. The transcript has 2 exons. Lineage: Eukaryota; Fungi; Ascomycota; Sordariomycetes; Magnaporthales; Pyriculariaceae.